AUGAACCACUUUCCAAUUGAAGAGCCAUUACAAGACCAUUCUACUAAAAAGGAAGUUUUGAAGGACAUGUUUAUUGUUUUUGGGCAUGGUGACCAAAUCUUGGCCAAAAUUCGACGAAUAGCUGAAUCGCUGGAUGCUACUCUAUAUCAGAUUGAUGAAUCGUUCAGCUUGCGAAGAGAACAAGUUCAGAUUGUAAAUAAUCAAAUUGAUGAGCUCAGCACAGUUAUUGAUAGUACGGGUAUUGCUUUAAGUACUGAGCUGCAAGUAGUAGCUCAGGAUCUUCCCUAUUGGAAAAUUGUAGUCAAAAGGGAAAAGGCCAUCUAUUCCACUUUAAAUUUAUUCAAUUAUGAUCAGACGAGAAGGUGUCUAAUUGCUGAGGGCUGGCUUCCAAAAGACGAUCUGCCCAGGAUUCAGGCUUUUUUAAGAGCCAUUGCUGGACGAGGUAGUGGUGAUGGUAGAUUACAGUCAGAAGCCAAUUCUCAUGUAUCAUCGGUUAUGAAUGAACUUCAAACGAAUAGAACGCCACCUACAUUUCAUAGGACAAAUAAAUUUACAGCUGCAUUUCAAGCAAUUGUAGACGUCUAUGGUGUGGCUACUUAUCAAGAAGUAAAUCCUGGUUUAGCCACCGUUAUUACCUUCCCAUUUAUGUUUGCUAUUAUGUUUGGUGAUGUUGGCCACGGAAUUAUUCUUACCUGUGCAGCUGCUACUUUAGUUUUGAAUGAGAAAAAGAUUGGUAAAAUGGUCAGAGACGAAAUCUUUGAUAUGGCGUAUGGAGGAAGAUAUGUCUUACUUCUCAUGGGUAUAUUUUCGAUAUAUACCGGAUUGUUAUAUAAUGAUAUUUUUUCCAAGUCUAUGACGUUAUUCAACUCUGGGUGGAAAUGGCCAGAGAAAAGUUGGCAAGAAGGCGAGUCUGUAACAGCAACGCAGUCUGGAGUGUAUCCAUUUGGAUUAGACUGGGCAUGGCAUGGAACAGAAAACAACCUUCUUUUCACCAAUUCUUACAAGAUGAAACUAUCCAUACUAAUGGGUUUUAUGCAUAUGACUUAUAGUUUAUGCUUCUCUUAUGUGAACUAUAAGUAUUUCAAGUCUAGGAUUGAUGUGAUUGGUAACUUCAUUCCGGGCUUGCUUUUCAUGCAAAGCAUAUUUGGAUAUUUAUCAAUCACUAUCAUAUACAAGUGGAGUGUUGACUGGAUUGCAAUUGAUAAACCUGCCCCUGGUCUGCUCAAUAUGCUCAUAAAUAUGUUUCUCUCUCCUGGUUAUAUUGAGGCACAGCUGUUUCCUGGACAAGCAUUUGUACAAAAGGUUUUGCUGCUUAUUGCAUUUGUUUGUGUUCCGUGGCUGUUAUUGCUGAAACCACUCUGGCUUAGGAAGGAAAACAAUGAGGCUCAAGCUCAAGGAUAUCAAAAUAUUCAUCAUCAGUCUCAGGCGGGUGACAUUCUAGACAUGGAAGAAGAGGCGGGUGAUUUAAUGAUGAUUCAGGAUAUAGAUGAACACCACGAGAAAUUUGAGUUUGGGGAGGUGAUGAUCCAUCAAGUUAUUCAUACCAUUGAAUUUUGCUUGAAUUGCGUGUCACAUACCGCCUCAUAUUUGAGACUAUGGGCUUUGAGCCUUGCUCACAACCAACUGUCAUCGGUAUUAUGGACUAUGACCAUUCAGAACGCAUUCGGUACCACAGGAGUGAGCGGAAUUCUCAUAACAGUAGGGCUUUUUGGCAUGUGGUUUGUAGCCACUGUAGUUGUUCUAGUCUGUAUGGAAGGUACCAGUGCAAUGUUGCAUUCACUCAGAUUGCAUUGGGUCGAAGCCAUGUCAAAGUAUUUCGAAGGAGAGGGCUACGCAUAUAAGCCAUUUUCAUUUAAGGAUCUUGAUAGGGAAGACUUAUAG
This is a messenger RNA of Sugiyamaella lignohabitans, 1881 nucleotides long. It is a transcript of the gene VPH1, whose product is annotated as H(+)-transporting V0 sector ATPase subunit a. NCBI's taxonomy places the organism in Eukaryota, Fungi, Ascomycota, Dipodascomycetes, Dipodascales, Trichomonascaceae. The coding region runs from base 1 to 1881 and encodes 626 amino acids. The record is from RefSeq and is a predicted model, not a curated record. The transcript has a single exon. Gene Ontology annotation, molecular function: proton-transporting ATPase activity, rotational mechanism; ATPase binding. Gene Ontology annotation, biological process: vacuolar acidification; proton transmembrane transport. Gene Ontology annotation, cellular component: proton-transporting V-type ATPase, V0 domain; vacuolar proton-transporting V-type ATPase complex; fungal-type vacuole membrane.